Messenger RNA from Meriones unguiculatus (Mongolian gerbil), 1330 nucleotides. It is a transcript of the gene Chchd4, whose product is annotated as coiled-coil-helix-coiled-coil-helix domain containing 4. Gene Ontology annotation, molecular function: protein-disulfide reductase activity. NCBI's taxonomy places the organism in Eukaryota, Metazoa, Chordata, Mammalia, Rodentia, Muridae. Gene Ontology annotation, biological process: protein import into mitochondrial intermembrane space. The record is from RefSeq and is a predicted model, not a curated record. Gene Ontology annotation, cellular component: mitochondrial intermembrane space. The transcript is spliced from 3 exons. The coding region runs from base 188 to 604 and encodes 138 amino acids.
GCCUCGGAGGUGCGGAAUCAGGCGUGCGGUGGGCAGGCCUGGAGGGGGCGGGUCCGCGCGGGCCUCAGUGCCGCUCGCCAGGCCUGCGGAGAGGAGAGGAGGAGAGGAGAGGGAGGUCACAGCGUGAAGGUGUAUCCGCUACGUCCGCGUCCGCCGUCUCUGAGGGCUGCAAGCGUCGGGAAACACCAUGUCUUACUGCCGGCAGGAAGGGAAGGAUCGGAUCAUAUUUGUGACCAAAGAAGACCAUGAAACUCCCAGCAGUGCAGAGCUGGUGGCUGAUGACCCCAACGAUCCCUAUGAGGAGCACGGAUUGAUUCUGCCCAAUGGAGACAUUAACUGGAAUUGCCCAUGUCUUGGGGGAAUGGCCAGUGGCCCCUGUGGGGAGCAGUUCAAAUCUGCCUUUUCCUGCUUCCACCACAGCACAGAGGAGAUCAAGGGGUCAGACUGUAUAGACCAGUUCCGGGCCAUGCAGGAGUGCAUGCAGAAAUACCCUGACCUCUAUCCACAAGAUGAAGAGGAAGAGGAGGCAAAGCCAACGGAGCAGGAAGAGGAAACAGCCGACUCUAAGGCCUCUGCAGCCAAAGAGCAGGGGUCAAGUUCCUGAAGGCCAGUGGGCCCUGGCUGCCACUUCAUGGGACUUUCUGCACAAUGCCUUUUGGUCACCUUUGUGAAAGUUCUCUCCCUUUGUGCACUGUAAUGUACAAAAUAACUUAUUUUAAUGAUCAGGGUUUCUGGCUACUUGCCAUAUACACUGAAGAAAAGGGGCUGUGUGCACCUGUGUCCUGCAUAAACCUGUCCUUGAACAUUAGGCCACUGCUGGAUGUACUCUGUGAUUGUCCUGGAUUUUGCCACUUUGAAAUAAUGUGCUGAGACUUCUCAGCAAUCAAAAGUUGUUACUCAGGAAAGUUUAUUGUGAGAAAGCUGAUUUAUUCUGAUCUAUUGUAUCCCUUUUGGUAGACUUCAUACCUCUUUGGGAAAUUAAGUAAGUACAUGCCAAAACUCCUUCAAGAGUGGGUGUAUUCCUGCAGGAAGAGGCUGGUGGUAGGUACUGGAGCUGGAGUGCAUGCAGCUGCUUGCCUCGCUCCUGACAGCCAAGUGUCUGUGUUUGCAGUCCACGUCCAGAAGUUGAACCCUGUGACUCGCAGUCUCUCCCAAGAGAAAGGAGAGGCUGAGUUUGCUGUUAUUGUUUUGUUGUUCCGAAAGCCCUGGUUUGGGGCCCAUGUUCACUCAGAUCUGAUAUUGAGGUGGGGACCUAGCUGCUUCCAGAGCAGACGCCAAUGAGGAAUGUCUGAAUGAAGUACUCAAUUAAAAAGAAACAAUUUCUGUCCGA